AUGACACCCUACAAGGCACUCACCGGUGACAAACCCGACCUGUCGAACCUUCUGGAGUGGGGAUGCAAGGUGUGGGUGCAUGACACAGACAAUGGGAAGCUAGAUGGGCACUUGAAGUUGGGGCGAUGGGUGGGAUUUGACCAGGACAGCACCCAUGCACACCAUAUAUAUCUCCCUGAGAAGCGCACUGUCUCCAUCAAGCGCAACAUCAAAUUUUCACCUGUCUGGUUCAUCACCAUGCCCACAAAUAUCAACAUGCUGUUUGAGGGGGAGAGUGAUGAUGGGAAGUCCAACCUAGAGGAGGAAAGUGUCAACCAGCCUGUCAAUAGCAAUGCCAACACAGAACUCACCACUGCAGAAAGCCCAGCCCCAUCUACUCGCCCAUCUACUCAUCCAUCAACUUCUCCACCUGCAGCUCCCAAACGCCCAAAAUGCACUAUCAAACCAUCAAGCUAUACUGGUGAUGUGAGUGUGAUGGGUGAAGGUGAGGAGGACUAUGAGCUGGGAGGAGUGGAGUUCGCGAUGGGGGCUGCCACUUCAGAUGCCAAAGGAUUGGAUCUGAGGACAUUGGCGGAGGCGCAGGCACGGGCAGAUUGGCAGAUGUGGGAGGAAGCGAUUCAGAAGGAGCUGGAGUCAUUGCAGAAGGCAGGGACAUGGAAGGUUGUCAAGAGGCCGGCUGGGAAGAACAUCAUUGGCUGCAAGUGGGUUUUUUGCAUCAAGAAGGAUGCACACGGUCGCAUUGAGAAAUACAAGGCAUGUCUCGUUGCACGCAGCUUCACCCAAGUCUACAGCGUUGACUACAUGGAAACCUUUGCUCCAGUAGCCAAGAUGGCAAGUCUUCGAACUGUUCUCGCAAUUGCAGCACAGAACGACUGGCCAAUUGAGGUCUUCGACUUCAAUAGCACAUUCUUGAAUGGCAAACUCAACGAGGAGAUUUAUAUGCAGUUGCCUCUGGGGUUUGAAGGAUGCGAUGGGUGA
This is a messenger RNA of Cyclocybe aegerita, 978 nucleotides long. NCBI's taxonomy places the organism in Eukaryota, Fungi, Basidiomycota, Agaricomycetes, Agaricales, Hemipholiotaceae. The record is from the annotation of a GenBank genome assembly.